Messenger RNA from Microthlaspi erraticum, 1836 nucleotides. NCBI's taxonomy places the organism in Eukaryota, Viridiplantae, Streptophyta, Magnoliopsida, Brassicales, Brassicaceae. The record is from the annotation of a GenBank genome assembly.
AUGGCUCAUGUUUUCUACAAGGAACCAAUCAAGCUCACUUCCUAUAAACCACUCUCCUUCUCAACACACUUCGUUUGCGCUCUUGUGCCUCAUCCAGGAGCUGAAGGCGGCCAUGGCAUGGCCUUUGUAAUAUCUCCUUCAACAGAUUUCUCACACGCGGAGUCAACAAGAUACUUGGGGAUUUUCAACGUAUCCAAAAACGGAUCUCCUUCCUCUGAUGUUCUUGCUGUUGAGCUUGACACUAUUUGGAAUCCAGAUUUUGAAGAUAUCAAUAGCAAUCAUGUCGGGAUUGAUGUUCACAGUCCUCUCUCUGUAGGAAUAGCUUCAGCGUCUUACUUCUCCGAUGUAACAAAGAAGAACGAAAGCAUAAACCUUUUGAGUGGAAAGCCAAUACAGGUUUGGGUUGAUUAUGAAGGCACUAUGCUCAAUGUCUCAAUGGCUCCUCUUGAAAUCAAGAAACCAAGUCUUCCUCUGUUGUCACAAUCCAUCAACUUUUCAGAGAUUUUUCCGAACAGAUCAAGACUGUUCGUUGGUUUCUCUGCAGCAACAGGGACAGCUAUCAGCUAUCAAUAUCUUCUUUCUUGGAGUUUUUGCACAAACAAAGGAUCAUUACAGAGACUUGACAUCUCAAGACUCCCUCAAGUUCCUCAUCCUCGAGCUGAGCAUAAGAAGAUGAUACUAUCUCCGAUGGUUAUUGUCCUGCUUGGUUUUGUGGCUGUCAUGGGAUCAGGUGUUGUUACAGGAGUGUACUUUAUCAGGUGGAGAAAGUAUGGAGAAGUGACUGAAUCAUGGGAAAAAGAGUAUGGUGCACACAGAUUCUCUUACAAAUCUUUAUACAAAGCAACAAAAGGUUUCAACAAAGAUGAGUUUCUUGGGAAAGGAGGUUUCGGAGAAGUCUACAGAGGGAAUCUCCCUUUAAGCAGAGUAAUAGCUGUGAAGAGAAUGUCUCAUGAUGGUGAUGAAGGUGUGAAGCAGUUUGUCUCUGAAGUGGUGAGCAUGAGAUGUCUAAAACACAGGAAUCUUGUUCCACUUUUAGGGUAUUGUAGGAGAAAACAUGAGCUUCUUCUUGUCUCCGAGUACAUGCCUAACGGAAGUCUCGACGAGCAUUUGUUUUAUGACAAGAAACCGUUACUUUCUUGGAGUCAGAGACUUGUUAUCGUUAAGGGAAUAGCUUCUGCUCUUUGUUACUUGCAUACAGGUGCUGAUAGAGUUGUUCUUCACAGAGAUAUUAAAGCUUCAAACGUUAUGUUGGACGCUGAGUUUAACGGGAGGCUAGGGGAUUUUGGUAUGGCGAGGUUUCAUGAACAUGGAGGCUAUGCGUACCCAACAGGAGUUGUUGGAACUAUAGGUUAUAUGGCGCCGGAAGUUAUUGAUAUGGUGGCCUCCACUGGAACUGAUGUGUAUGCGUUUGGUGUUUUCAUGCUUGAAGUAACAUGUGGGAGGAGACCUGUGGAGCCACAGUUGCAAUGUGAAAAACGGCUUUUGAUCAAAUGGGUUUGUGAGUGCUGGAAAAGGGAUUCUCUGCUUGAUGCUGUUGACCCGAGACUGGGAGGAGAUGAAGUCUUACCGGAGGAAGUGGAGAUGGUUAUGAAACUCGGUUUGCUAUGUUCAAAUAUUGUGCCGGAGUCUAGGCCUACGAUGGAACAAGUGGUUCUAUACUUAAACAGGAGCUUACCUUUGCCAGAUGUUUCACCAUAUAGUGUGGGGUUUAGCAGUCAUUCUUCGGUUCUGAUCGAUGCAGCUUCGCUUGUAGCUUCAAGGAGCUGGUCAGCUUCAUCGAUCUCUUGUUCUUCCUCGCCUAACAACUCACCUUACUAUGGUACAGCUAUGAUGUGA